AUGGUGUCCGGCACAACUUUGUCGCCCUUUGAGCGCCUCCCGCACGUGGUUCUCGACAUCAUCUGCGGCUACCUCGACGACGAGUCCGACCAUCGACCCGACUUGUGCGCGUUUUCUCUCACCAGCCACCGCUGCUGUGCGGCGGCGAAAACUCGACGAUUCAACCAACUUGUGCUCGUUGUGCCGAACCUCGACGACCUCGGCGCGAUCUUGGCGGACCUCAGAGCUGUGCUGGGCCACGGCGAGCGCUAUGCCCUGGUGCAUCGAUUGAAAGUAGGGGGCGUUCUGCUCGACGGCGACCAACGCGACCAAAGCGAGCAAAACCACGCCGAAGACGAUGACAAUUUGCAGCUCACCGAGCGCAACUUCGACAGCCCUCCUUUCUGUCACAUUGCACAGCCGUGUCGCUGGAUGCCGCUCUCGUCUCGUCGCGGCCCUGGCAUCCACGACGACGACUGGCUGCCGUUGGCGGCGUUUCUCCGCGAGCUCCCAGCACUGAAGGAUCUUGUCUGGAACGGUAGAGUGCCGCGGAGCGUCCUGGACGCACUGCAUGACGCGAAACGGCCCUGCCGGCUGCACGUGCUGGGAUUUCGUCUCCCGAGCCUUGUGUACGACAGGGAGACUCCUCGCGCCAUCAGCCCGGACGAUUUCGCCCUCGUGACGUCGCCCGCACUCUACAGCAUCCGAGCGCCUCUCUGCCGAUACGAUGUACACGGCGCCUUGGACUACUCGCCCGAGGUCGUGUUCCUGAUGAUGCAGGGGCUGGCUCCGAACCUGGCCAAUGUCUGGCUCGAAACGGAGGUCCUCGGUGCUGGGCUUUCUCUCAACCAAUCCGUUGCACUCGGCCGGCCCGCGUGGCGGGGGUUUUUCUUGGACGGCCCAACAGACGAGGAGACGAAGCUCACAGGCGGCACGGGUUCUCUCCGAAACGUCCUUUGUCAGUACAAUGCCGAGCCCAGCAUCUUCAACGCGCAGAGCAUGGCCAACCUGCGGCGUCUGCAGCUCGACUGGAGCGAGGAGAGGAUCCUGGCCCUCGCCAAUCUUGUCACGGCCGGAAGCCUCCCACGCCUCGACAUGUUGUCGCUCAUGUGUAUUCACUCGUCGACAGGGCCCCACCAAGCAGCCAUCAACCAGAUUUUACGCUACACGAAGCCGCUGCGCUACCUGUGUCUGACGGGCCACGUCACCAGAGAGACGAUGGAGAUUGUGACGCGGCACCACGGCGCCUCGCUGCGCACCCUCUCUCUGCUUCCAUAUGCCGCUGGGUAUUAUGUGACACCACCUGGGGCAUACGACGUGCGCGACCUGUUUGCCUUUUCACGAGACGCUGUCGAGUUGAUGGCGGACCGCUGCCCGCACCUGGAGGAGGUCUACGUCGAGAUACAGCGCACGCGUGGUGACCCCCGUGAGGUGGCCAUCUACCGCGCCCUCGGAAAGUUGACCCGGCUGGAGCGCGUGUUCCUGCGCCUCCGGUGCUCCCUGCCGACCAACGACGACAUGCAGUCGCCCCGGGAACUGGUAACCUACGAGUCGCUCAAGGAGAUAUUCAGCAACCACGCCAUGGACGCGGCGCUCGCGCGGGCCAUUUAUGACGUCGUUUCGCCGCCUGCGGGCCACGGCCCAGGCCGACGCCGGUUGAACUACCUCCGCAUUGAACCGGAGUUUGUGACGGAGGUGCACAUUUUCGACACCCUCUUUUACGACGCCAUGCAUUGUCUCGGGCGGCAGUGGGUGUGCCAGCCAACAAAGGACCAAAACGAUCAAAGUAGCAAUAACAUUGUUGUGCGGGAAUUACAAGCGUGGGAGACGCGAGUCGCACGCGAGGAGUGUUUAGAGGCGGACUGGCCCUUCCCGAGGCAGCACAUUAACAAUUACGAAGCCAUGUUCCAGGACCUCUGGCCUGGCGAUGGACCGCCGUGGGAUUGCUGGACCAGUCUUCCAUUGCAGACGGGCGACGAGGUGUCCGAAUGA
Messenger RNA from Sporothrix schenckii 1099-18, 1971 nucleotides. RefSeq lists its product as uncharacterized. The transcript has a single exon. NCBI's taxonomy places the organism in Eukaryota, Fungi, Ascomycota, Sordariomycetes, Ophiostomatales, Ophiostomataceae. The record is from RefSeq and is a predicted model, not a curated record. The coding region runs from base 1 to 1971 and encodes 656 amino acids.